Messenger RNA from Ixodes scapularis (black-legged tick), 1309 nucleotides. RefSeq names its product zinc finger protein 696. Lineage: Eukaryota; Metazoa; Arthropoda; Arachnida; Ixodida; Ixodidae. The transcript is spliced from 2 exons. Gene Ontology annotation, biological process: regulation of transcription by RNA polymerase II. Gene Ontology annotation, cellular component: nucleus. Bases 1 to 699 code for a protein of 232 amino acids. Gene Ontology annotation, molecular function: DNA-binding transcription factor activity, RNA polymerase II-specific; RNA polymerase II cis-regulatory region sequence-specific DNA binding. The record is from RefSeq and is a predicted model, not a curated record.
AUGUCCAAUGCCAAAGAGGGAAACAUUAGCAUGCACAAUAUGAAUAAAAAAGACUUAAAUGGGACGCUGCCGUCCUGGGUGGAAGCGACCUUUCCGUGUGGACACUGCGACAGCCUCUUCUCCUCCCAGGAGUAUGCGGAGAACCACCGGAGGACAAUGCACCGCAGCGCAGAGGGCCCCCACCAGUGUUGCUACUGCCCCUACUCCAGCGUCAAGCGAGCGGACGUGGUGAAGCACGAGCGGACCCACACGGGAGAAGCGCCCUUUGCCUGCGGCGUCUGCGGCAAGGCCUUUACGGAGCGGAGCCACCUGAGCAGGCACCGGAGCGUCCACACGGGGGAGCGACCGCACGAGUGCGCCACUUGCGGCCAGAAAUUCGCCCAGUCGGCGGCCCUGAGGAGGCACGAGAGGACGCACACCGGGGAGCGUCCCCACGUGUGCGCGGCGUGCGGCAAGAGGUUUGCCCAGCAGGGCGACCUGGUCCGCCACACGCGCAUCCACUCCGGCAACAAGGCGUACUCGUGCCACAUGUGCGAGUACCGGUCCGGCGACUCGGGUCACGUCAGAAAGCACCUGCUGGCGGUGCAUCUGAAGGAGUACCCCCACGCGUGCCGGUUCUGUGGGAAAGGGUUCCUGGGGCCGUCCAACCUGAGGAGGCACGUAAGGAAGAAGCACACCUGGGAAGACGAGGAGGACUAGCGACUGCGGCGAACCCACGGCACCCGUACCCGACCUUGUGAUGGCAGAAGUGGACCUCGUAGAAAAGAGUUCAGUCUUGCUUCUACUAUUGCUUUGUUUGUAAUGACUGCGAGUUCAGCGUGCUUGCGCAGCGAGCGAGUUUGCUUUUUGUGUGGAGGAUGCGGCGAUGUUGGAGUGCCAAUUCUUGAUCAAAAGGAUGGUGGGCAUAGACAGACAGCUAGCUAAGGCUAGCUGCCUGUCUAUGCCCAGAGUCUCCUUUAAAUCAAACAAAGCAAGGUCGUUGUCUGCUCGUUGCGCAAAGGGAGCGGAGGCGUCGAAAGAAGGCAUUCGGACGCCAAAAGCUGGCGUAGCCCCAUACUUCUAGCAAUGGCUGCGUUACCUUCUUUAGGACUUUCGGCAGUGCACCUGUGAACUUCCCCCUUGUCCCGCGGGAAAAUACACGUUUUGUAACGAUAGCCUAGCGUGUGGUUGCUCCGACUCCCUGGAAGGGGGAAGGGAAUAAGUGGGACUUGAGUAAACUUCGGCACUUCCCUCGUAGUCGCUGAGUUUCACCAAACCAAAAUGAAUUCUACGAGAUCAAUGGUAGUGGUGAUAGACCUUUUCCGAAAGA